Messenger RNA from Laccaria bicolor S238N-H82, 1265 nucleotides. RefSeq lists its product as uncharacterized. The transcript has 7 exons. Lineage: Eukaryota; Fungi; Basidiomycota; Agaricomycetes; Agaricales; Hydnangiaceae. The coding region runs from base 6 to 1265 and encodes 419 amino acids. The record is from RefSeq and is a predicted model, not a curated record.
GCUCGAUGCAAAGCAACGACGAGACAGAGGGAAAGGGAAAAAGAAGUGGAAAAAAAAGCAAAUUGAGUGAAAUCACGACUUCUGUAGUCGAUCUUCCAAAGGGGUGGAAGGAGAAGCUUUUGGCACUUGGGCCUGACUCCCUUGCCAAGGUUCUUGCAGAACUUGCCAACGACGGGCAGAUCACUGCCUCUCAAAUAAAGAAAGCAAGACAAAACCUGCCAUCCUUCUCGUCCGCAAAAUGGACCGAGCUUGCGCCCCAAUUCGAUCUGAGCCCUGAUCUUUCGCACAUCAUAUUUGACUCAUUCUCGAUUCCUUCUGUUUUUCUCCCUCCUUCUUUUCAUGAAACUACUGCCGAGGCGGCGUGGCGCAUUCAAGACGUCUACCAAGAACGACCUCUUCAGGUGAGGGAACAAGUGCGAGUUAGAGCCCUUGACGCGUACCUCAUACCCAUUGUUGCAUUAUUCCAUGGUCGAAUUAUCAAUCGACCGGAGGACCCAAUAACGACGGCUUACUCUAGCGGAGGUGAGGUUGAGCAUGAGCUAGUCAUGAUUGGGGGUAUGCUUUUCUUUGUAAUUUUGCGUUUCCGAGGGGAAGACGACAUUGCGCAACUAUUUCUUGAGCUCCUUUCCGCCGCCGAAAUGAACAAGAAUGUAGAAUUUGAAGGCCUGCGUGUUUAUGGUUUACUUACCGACAUGGAGACUUUUCAUUUCUACUCAUAUGAUCAAACCCAAAAGAAGUUCGCUUUUGACGAGAUGCUGCGAGUAAACUCCACAAGAGAAAUGUUCAUUGCAGAUAUGAUAAGUGUGACAAAUAAAGUAUUCACCGUUAUUCUGUUUGCCUAUACUGAAGGCCUUGCUGCCAUCGUCAAAAAGAGUCGUGAGAGGCGACCUGUGUCGCCUAUCGGUUCCUCACCCACUGAGCAACUGUUUGGCAUUCACACUGAUGACAAUGUAAGCCAGAAGGAAACACAUUGUGCUCAUGACAGUAAAUCGACUGAACAAUGGGAAAUGGCCUUCGCCCUUGUCGCCCAAUGCGUGAACAAGUUCAAGGAGCCCGUUCGUACUAUUGAAGAUGUUGAAAAAAAGUCUUGCGAGGCAGUUGCAUUACUGACAAAAAGUGUCCUUUCUAUCCCACGUGUUUCUGACUAUUCAGGGGAGGCAGACCUAUCGAACGAAAACGAACUGAGGACACUGGCCCGCCGCGUUGUCCGAGAAAAAUAUAUGAAAGAGGUUGAACGACACAUCCGCGCAACAGAUGCUGCUUAA